UAGCUGCUGUUGCAGAUGCACCUGUAAGCUCGUUGGAUGGAAAGUAAAGAUAACAAAGAAGGAUCUGAAUAUAGAUAGUGAGGAGGUUUUGUCAAAAAGAACAAGAGUGACGAGAGAAGAAAGAAUCGACAAAAAAAAAAAAAUUACCAAAUUUCAUCAAGGCAUUAUGUUUUUAUCAAAACGAGAAGAACAGCUAGCUCAGGAGCUAAGCUGUCCCAUCUGCCUUCAGCUCUUCAGUGAUCCAGUAGUUCUUCCUUGUGGGCACAACUACUGUCGAGCUUGUAUCUGCAAGACUGCCAACAUCGCUGACAUCAGUAGCAAAAUACUUCUACGCUGCCCAGAGUGUCGUGAAGAGUAUCAGGACAUGGAUUCCUUGCAGAGAAAUUUCAAACUUUGUAACAUCAUCGAGGGGUACCGAGCCACUGCCCCACCGCUGGACAUGCAGCCUGAGGCUGAGUCUGACAUGACGACUGUCCUCUGCGACCACUGCAUAGACAACCAGUCCCAAGCUGUGAAGACCUGCCUGGUGUGUGAAGUGUCACUCUGCUCCGGGCACCUCCAGAAGCACCACGAGAAGAAGUCUUUCAGGGCACACACUGUAGUGGAUCCCCUGAAUGAGGUGGUGACGAAGAGCUGUGCCAUCCAUCGACGGCCCCUUGAGUACUUUUGUUCAAAUGACAUGACCUCUCUGUGCAGCACAUGCUUCAUAGAAGGACAUCACCAGGACCAUGAUGUCCUCACCUUCAGUGUGGCCGAAGAGGAGAUGAGACGAGCGCUGGAGAGCCGGAACAAGGUGGUUUCCAGUAAACUGCAGCUGACUGAGAGUCUCCUACAGAAGACAACAGAGGAGCAGGGAGCCUCUGAGGCUGUAGGAGAAAAGAUGGUUAACAAGGCAGUCUCAGUUAUGGAAAGUAUGGCUGCAUUAGUGGACAGGUUCAGGGAGCGUCUGUGCACCCUGUUGGAGGAGGAAAGAAUGUGUCAAAGAAAAAGCUGGCAGCUCGGAGUCAGCUCACUGGAAGAGCUACAUCAACAACUGCUGGAGGCCCAAAAAGGCACCGCAGAGGCCCUCAAUGAGAAGGACACACACGUAUUCAUACACAGAUUCAUGAAGAUUGAACAUAAGCUGAAAGAAGUGGUCACAGCCAGCAUCCCAUCCAAUAUCCCCUCAAAGGUGCCACUCAACAUCAACAGUCUCCAGACAGGCCUCAAAACCCAAGACUUCCGCUCAGAAAUGACCCGCCUCCUGGAUUCUCUUCAUAUUCUUCUAAAUCCCCUUGAGUUAACCUUCAAUGUCUACACUGCCCAUCCCAGCUUGAUAAUAUCAACUGACAUGCACACAAUAAAGUACAGUUCAGCCAAGCAAUCAUAUGUGGACCACCCAGAGCGUUUCACUACUGCACCUCAGGUCCUGUGCAGCCAGGGCUUCUCAGGUGGUGAGCAUGUAUGGGUGGUGGAAGUGGGGACCAGCUGCAUGUGGUCUGUAGGUGUGUGCUACAAGAGCAUCCCUCGCCGUGGUGAUCACAGUCGCCUAGGGCACAACUCUGGGUCCUGGAGACUGCAGUGGAAAAAUGGCAAGCUGACUGUGUGUACAUCCUCCAGUAGUGUAGCCCUGGGGGAAAUGGCUCAUUAUAUGAUCAAGAUUGAGAUUGCGCUUGACUUCGAGGGGGGGACAUUAACGUUUCAUGGUAUCAAAGGGCGUAGAGAGCAUCUCUAUACCUUUAGAACUGUUUUCAAAGAGUCAGUUUACCCAGCGUUUAGUAUUCAUUCAAACACACCUGAGUCCUGGAUCACACUGCAUAGUGGGAUGUGAAUCCAUCUUUGACUAUUAAUAUGUCCCAUGCACCAAACUUCUCAAGUUUUUAUUAACCAAAUACUUUUGUUCAAUAUUGGUAUGAAAAUACUCCGGCAGGUAUUUUUAAAUUUGAACUCUGAGAUAGGUCUCAGUGGCCAUGGUGUAAAUAUAAUAAUGUGUUGCUGUUCAUUCCCAUACAUCAGAACUGGUUAUCAUUAAUAAUUAACUGGGGAUAUUAAUAAAUAUAAAAUAAUUUACAGAAAUAUAGUAUUUUAAGCAUAUAAGACAAUUAUUGUCUAAAAACAUUUGCUGAGCAUAUAGAUUCAUACGAGUUUAAACCUUUUUCAUCCCUUUGUUCAGUUUUGUUGUCUUAAAUUUAGCAUGUUUCUAUUUUACGUGUCUUUGAAUGUUAACUAAAAUCUUUUGUGUUAACCUGUUAUUUUCCUUGUACAUAGUAAACACCAGUCUACGUAAACACUGACUUUUAGGAUGAGCUUGACAUAUGCUGUGUGUUUUUGGUACAAAUAAAAUGUGGUGGUACUGUU
Melanotaenia boesemani (Boeseman's rainbowfish) is the source of this 2337-nucleotide messenger RNA. RefSeq names its product E3 ubiquitin/ISG15 ligase TRIM25-like. Lineage: Eukaryota; Metazoa; Chordata; Actinopteri; Atheriniformes; Melanotaeniidae. The transcript has 4 exons. Gene Ontology annotation, molecular function: protein binding; zinc ion binding. The record is from RefSeq and is a predicted model, not a curated record. Bases 167 to 1810 code for a protein of 547 amino acids.